AACAUCACCCUGCGCCUUUGUUGUGAGCCUUUAGCCACACGACUGUUUAUCCUUCGAGCUAGCUAUCCGGGUCAGUUUUAUAGGAGGAAAACGUAGAAACUGCGUGAAAUGAUUGGUAUUACGUUUUGACGUGGGAUCCGUAGCUAAUACAUUCUGAGUGUUCAGUAGCUAUCAGAGAGGAGGCUCGACUGAUCGAGGAGAGUACACAUGUCUUCUGCAGCAGAGACAGUAAAAAAUGCCUCCAUCAUGUCAGAGAGUAUGGCCCAUGAUGGAAACCGCUUGUGGAUAGGCAACAUUGAUCCCAAAAUUACAGAGUAUCACCUGGUGAAGUUGUUGGAGAAGUUUGGCCAUGUGAAACAGUUUGACUUCCUGUUUCAUAAGUCUGGGCCUUUGGAGGGACAGCCACGAGGCUACUGCUUUGUCAACUUCAACACCAGAGAGGAGGCAGAGAGGGCGAUCCAGUGUUUAAAUGGGAAGCUAGCUUUGUCCAAGAAGCUGGUUGUGCGCUGGGCGCAUGCACAGAGGUUUGAAGGUUUCCGUAAUGACAAGACGAUGCCUCCGAGCCUGGAACCGUCGUGCAGCGGGGCGGCAGAGGAUGGGGCUCUAACUUCCAACCACCUCAGUACGAGUGCUAAAAUCCGCGCCAUCGAGGCCAAGCUCCAGAUGAUGGAGGAGAAUCCAGAGGAUGACUACUCGGGCCCGUCGGCCUACGUUUACAACAAACCGCCGGAGAGGAAACGCUGGGAGCCUUACUCUAAAUCACACCACAACAACCAGAGCAGGCCCUUCCGCAGGUUUAGGAGAUGACCCAUCCUCCCACUCAUUCUGGAGACGACGACCCCCCCUUCGAACCUCAGCCCCAACCUACACACAAACAGACUCUACAUACGAUACUAUAAAGACUAUACACAUCUGGGAGUAUAAGGUGUUGACAAUACUUUGAGAAUCCAGACUCUUUGGGAGUAAUCACAGCAAUCAAGGACAAGUACCUGAAGUGGUAUUUAGUUAUUUUCGGUUACAGUUAUCAGUUAUUAUUUAGUAUUCACAUAUAACCCAAUACCUGACUGCUGUGCAGGUUGGAUCCCUCAUCAGUCUGCUUUCUCACUUUUGCAGAGAUUUAAUGCAGGUGAAUCAUACAGCUGUGAGUCUCAUGAUGCACAGCUGCCAGGAAAGAGAAACGUUGUUAUUAAAGAGUAUAAAUGCCCAUCCUCUUGUUGUUUUUGUCACAUGUUUUUGGUUUCAGAUCAUAUUAUUCAAAGGUGAAAUACAAUAAUUUUAGAGAAUGAAAUACACAGAUUUGUAACAGUUUUAUAUUAAUGGAGUUCAAAUGAUAAGCCACUCAGCAACACUGUAAGUUGCAGUAUUUUUUUGUGUGACGUUGCUCUUUACCUUUAUCUUUUUUCUUGGAUCCUUUUUUUUUUUUACGUCUGCAGUCAAACUGUUUUAUCUGGCUUUUUUUGUGUUGUGUAGAGUUUUGGUAUUUUCCCCUGCCACAAUCUCUUUAUUUCAAUUUACCAAUUAAAGACUAUUAAAUGUCACAUCCACAGCGUGUUGUUUUAUGCCAUUUUGGGGGGUUUUAUGCAUUUCUCGCUAAAUACAGGACUCAGUUUUAUGAUUUGUUAGUCAGUAACAUUAGAAUACUCUCAGUCUGUGCCUUUUUUAUGCUAAUAUGGUAUUGUUUUAUAAAAAAAAUUGCUAAACCACCUUCAUGUCAUUAAUGGGAGAUUUUAGAAGACUGUACAAAAUAAACUCAUUAAUGCACCAAGGGUUAAAAAAAAUGCAGACCUGAAAUAUUAGAGUGUUUAAGAACCAUGGAGACAUACACAAUUGUCAGUACUGACAAGUCCCAAUGUUUUCUGUAAUAACUGAUAACCCUGUUUAUUAUAGCAUCUAUACUGUUUUGAGCCCCAGCUAUCUUUUAUUUCCCCCCAGAUGUGACUGAUAUUGACUGUUAUUAUUAUUGUUUGUGCAGUCUACCAAAAGUUGCUAUUAAUCAUUUUAACAUUUUGCAGGCCUUUUGUCUAUGGGUUUAAUGUGGAAACGUCCUAUUUUAACAUGUUCUAUUUGUUCUUGAUUCUGUGAAGCACUAUACCACUGAUGUGAUCAGAGUUUUCUUUUCCUGCAGGUGUGAAAUAUAGUGUGAGACGAUAAAGAAAAAAAGAUAAAAAUAUGUUGGCAAAUUAUACUCUGAAUUUGUUUGCGUGAAGACUGAAUUUGCCAACCAAAGGUCCUUUACAGAACUAAUGUUUUAGAGUCAACCAAGAGUAUAUAAAUCCCGGAUUAGGCCAGAUAACAUUGCAGCAUAGAUGGAGAUCGGCAGAUAUAAUUGUGCAAGAUGAGAUGAAGGAGCAGAAUUUUGUGCGCACCGAAAAAUCAAACUCUACCUCUUGACAUCGUCAGUCCUUUUUUUUUUUUUUUU
This is a messenger RNA of Anoplopoma fimbria (sablefish), 2419 nucleotides long. It is a transcript of the gene rbm18, whose product is annotated as RNA binding motif protein 18. NCBI's taxonomy places the organism in Eukaryota, Metazoa, Chordata, Actinopteri, Perciformes, Anoplopomatidae. Gene Ontology annotation, molecular function: RNA binding. The transcript has 6 exons. The record is from RefSeq and is a predicted model, not a curated record. Bases 208 to 807 code for a protein of 199 amino acids.